AUGACCGUCAACAGCAAUGAGGGCGAACUCUUGGUGGCUGAUGGCAACAAGGUGGCCAACAAGGGUGUGGGAACCAUAAUGGAAAAGGUGGUUCUGCCCAACGGUGAAGAGCGUGAGAUCGAAAUCAAGAACGCGCUAUAUGUUCCAAGUAUGAGCAAGAACCUGCUCUCGGUACCACAGAUUAACAGCCAUGGCAAGUUUCAAGUCGUGUUUGACGGGUCCAAGAUGUAUGUGACUCUCAAGAACUCACAGGAAGUGGUGGCGACAGCGGAUCUCGUGGAUGGACUCUACUGGCUUCGGACGACUCAACUAUCAGCGAAUGUGACAACAAGUGGAACCAGUUGUGCCGAUCUACAUGCGAGAAUGGGUCAUGCUCCAGUCGAUGUACUUCGCAAGAUGAUCGCGACCAACAUGAUCAAGGAUGUGCGAGUCCCUCUCAAGUCGGGUGGAGCAACUACAUGUCGAGGAUGUCAACAAGGGAAAAUGGUCCAAAAACCAUUUCCAAGCAACCGAGACAAGCGCAGCUUGCUGACGGUCAUCGGUUUCUACCAGUAUUGGUAA
Peronospora matthiolae is the source of this 561-nucleotide messenger RNA. Lineage: Eukaryota; Oomycota; Peronosporomycetes; Peronosporales; Peronosporaceae. The record is from the annotation of a GenBank genome assembly.